Rhea pennata is the source of this 829-nucleotide messenger RNA. RefSeq names its product retinoic acid receptor responder 2 (gene RARRES2). Gene Ontology annotation, cellular component: extracellular matrix. The record is from RefSeq and is a predicted model, not a curated record. Gene Ontology annotation, molecular function: signaling receptor binding. Gene Ontology annotation, biological process: positive regulation of chemotaxis; regulation of lipid catabolic process; inflammatory response. The transcript has 5 exons. NCBI's taxonomy places the organism in Eukaryota, Metazoa, Chordata, Aves, Rheiformes, Rheidae. The coding region runs from base 104 to 592 and encodes 162 amino acids.
GGCAGUUCCCAGGAAAUCAGUUAAUGAAAGACCAAAAUCAACAGCGGGUCCGUCAGUGAGGCUCUUUGAGGUCAGACAGCCCUGCCAGACCCUUACGGCAGGGAUGAAGUGCCUGGUAGCCCUGUCCCUGGGCUUCAUGGCCCUGGCUGCCGCGAGCCAGUCCCCGCUGCAGAAGCGCGUUGUGAAGGAGGUGCUGGACUAUUUCCACAGCCGGAGCAACGUGCAUUUCCUGUUCAAGGAGCAGUCCGUGGAAGGAGUUGUCGAACGAGAAGACCCUUCGGGGACGUUUGUCCAGCUGCGCGUCAAUCUUGUGCAGACAGCCUGCAGGAAGAGGAUGGUGAGAAAGGAGAACUGCAAGACGGUAGAAAACAAGAGGAAGCCGGCCUGCGUGGCUUGUUUCAAGUUCGACAGAGGCGAUGUCCCCAAGGCGCUGGACAAGUACUACAACUGCGGCCCCAGCCACCACCUGGCUGUGAAGGAGAUAAAGCACCGAGACGAAGCCGAGUGCAGGGAGGUGGAGGAGACCGGCAAGGCGACGGAUUCGCUCUACCUUCCCGGCAUGUUCGCCUUCUCCAAGGGGCUGCCAGCCUAGGCCGGCGUCGCCCGUGUGCAGACACGGCCGGCUGGCACCGGGUCCGGCUCCGCCAGCCUGGAUGCAGGCCUGGAUGAAGGACGCUGCCGCAGGGGGACCAGCCCGGCCCUUCUGAGCUUGCUGCCCUCCAGCACUGUGCAACGAAAGGAAGGUCGCCCGCUGCCCGCGCUUCCUCCCUGCCCACCUCUGCCUAGACGGUGUCCGCACGCACCAGUAAACCCCGGCUCUGCCUCCGGC